UGUUACGGUUGAUGUCAUGUGGUUGAUUUUUUUAUCAUCUGAUCAUUUGUUAUAAAUAAACAACAUCUGCUAUUCAUAUACACCAAAAGGCAGUUGCAGAUUUAUUCUUUUUUGGAAAAUGAGUAACCAGUUAAGGGCUUCAGAGCUUUUGCGGCAGGCAGCAAAUCUUUUGGUUUCGGAAAAUUCAUCAACUACUUGUUCUGAAUCACAAUCAACUCCAUCAGUGACAACAGCAACAUCUAUUGGUUCGACUACAUCCAACAGAAACCACUCUGCAGAGCUUCGUGCUGCCACUAGGGCACUGUUUGCCCCUUACAACAGAGGGACCCGCAGGCGAGGAAAUGCAACAGGGCCACCAGUAACAUAUUGGACUCAUAGAUUUUGUCUAUUGUCAAAUGUUUGCAGGAUACAGUUCCUUCACGGGAAGAAAAAGCCCUGCUGUUUCAGGCAGGUGUUGGUGAGAAGAAAUUGACCAUCAUCAAAACAUACAAUGCAGAUUUGUUUAAACAAAAGCUAGAGGAGGCAUUUCCACCCAUUAUCAAUUGUGGUGGAUUUGAAUUACUAAGAACUUGUGGGAACUCCAAAUACACGUUGCAGCCAUUGCCAAUUCCCCCAGGAGGGUAUACCACAAAAUAUCUUUGUGAUGAAAGUUCUCUAGGACAGGCAGUUUGCUACAUCAGGCCAAUACAGAAAGACCUUGAUAUAAAUCUAUGCUCCUCACAGGUUGAUACUGAUGAUCAAACAACAGAGAUGUGUUUGAGGUGUGGCAAAAGUAUUCCUCUUCAACGUCUUCGCCUCCAUAUUGAUGCUUGUGGGACUGAUGAGGUAGAUGCACCCAGUGCAAAGAUGAGCCAGGGACAGAUUCCAGUCUGCAAAUUUGCAUGUCAGUACAGAGCUGUGUCCUAUAUGCCAUGAUGAGUUCCCUGUCAGCACCAUAGAAGAGCAUGCUGCAAGUUGUUGUGAGAACCAGCUGUCUAAUCCCACCCUUGCUAGGACUCGUGAUGCAGUAUUGGAUGCCAUAGCAGCGAAGGUUGGAGACAGUAAUGAAAACUGGCUAAUCAAUGUUGUGAGGAGAAAUUUCUUUAAAACAACAUUUGAAGAACUAUCGGAUGCUUUGACAAUUGACUGGGAAAAACCUAUAAAAAUUCCAUUUAUAGGAGAAGAAGGCUUAGAUGCAGGUGGCUUAACCAGGGAGUUUUUCAGCUUGUUGUUUAGGAACAAUGACCUUUUUGAAAAUGGGUCAUUCAGAUUAGAUUCAGGCCUACUUGAAAAGAAGACCUAUGAAACAAUGGGAAGAGCUACUGCACGUGCCAUCCUCGCAGGACACCCAGGCCCAAAAUGUUUUAAUCCAUUGCUGGCCAGGUUCAUUUGUACUGGUGAAGAACCAGAUCUAGCAGAUAUACCAGAUGAAUAUGUUGGAAGGCCUGAUGUGUUAGCAGCCAUACAAGAGAUCUCAACAGACAGUACGGGAUCUGGAGACCUUGUUCAAAGACAUGGUGAUCUGCUGGAGCAGGCGGGCUUUAGAAAAGUUUUGUCAUCAUCAACUACCAGUGAAGCUGUACAUGCUCUGAAACGGCACUUCACCUUUUAUCAUGUGAUUGGACCACUUCUUCAAUUCAGACAAGGUUUGAAACUUCUUGGUGUUCAAACUGCCAUCCAGGGACAUGCUGAGGAGAGUAUAAAGUUCUUUACCACAUCUCCAGUUAGUGCGUCGGAUGUACAAAGUUUCUUCAAACCGACUUACACACCAGAUAGCGAAUUGAAGCCAAGGGAAGAAAUGAUCAUGUAUAACUUUGGGAAAUUCUUAAAGAAAGCGGAACGCGGAACACUGUCCACACCAUGGAUUGAUAUUUACGAUGGAGUUAAGACACAGGUGGUGAUUAACACUGGACAUGUUCUUCAGGCUCUCAUAGGAUGUGAAACACUUCCACGAAAUAUAGAAUGUGGAUUGGUUGAAUUUAGCCACACAUCGAAUAAUUUAACAACUGUCAACACAUGUGCACCUUCAAUUAUGUUCUCACAGACUGCUCGUAUUCAGGAGUACGAGACUUUUGAAAAGCACUUUUUGAGCCUUAUUGUUGAUGCUGUUGGUUUUGGAAUUGCGUAAUGUUGUAUGACCAAAGUAAAGAGAUCUUUAAAGAAUAGAACAAAGUUCAUUUGCUAGCCAUGUUUUUACCAUACUAUGUCAUUUUGCCAAAGAUGGCUAGAUUUGAACAGAUUUUGUAAAAAUGUUCCUUAGAUUACCACCCCAAGAUAGCUCAAAUGAUUUGGGUUAAAAAAAACAACAGUCUUCAUUGGGAUGGCCCCAUUUUUAUGCUUUUUAAAGGAGGGCAGCAUAUAGUCGCCGCUUUGUACCUUUGCAUGUCUGUCUGCCCGUCUGUCAUACCCUUUUCGAGUAAAUAACUUCGAAACUAGGUAUUGGAUUAAAAUGAAACUUGAUAAAUAGGUAGAUGACAAUGUGAGUAAGUGCACUGCACAAGAAUCAUGCAAAUUUAUAAAGUUGGUGCUUGUUGAGGCCAUAUCUUGAUAUGUACUAAAGGGAUUCAAAUGAAACUUGGUAUAGAUGGCAAUGACAGGAAGUGCAGUGCACAAGAAUAUUAAUUUUGCCCAGCAUAUAUAUUUAUUUAUCCCUUUAACAAUUGCUGUUCUUUUAUUUCAUUGCUUGAAAUAUACUUUAAAAUUAAAUUCUCAAACCUGCCAAUAUUUUUGCAUGUUAUUAUUUUUUUUCAACUUGUGUAUAAUGCUGCUACAACAAUUCAUCUGAUACCCAGUGCAUUGUAUUACAAUGUGUGCCGUAUCAUAGAACAGUUUGGGAGGCAUCCAUCGCUUUUAGCGAUACUCUUGUUUAUUAUAUGUAAACUGUAGAAAUUAUUUCCAUGUAGACUGGACCACAUCUUUUAUACAUUCGAAGAUGCUUUACCUAGCUGAGAAAUAAUCAAGAAAUAGAUUGCAAUGAUCUAUCUAUAGCAUUAUUUUGAAUAUGUGGCAAAUUGUUUAUUGUGAGUGCCUCAGUUUUCUAGAGACAGUUGUUGUUAAGAUGAUGUUUUCUCUUGUAUCUAUACCAAGUUGUAAUCAAAGACCUUUCAUGGCAUAUUUUAAAAACAAAUCAAUCAUCAAUAUGGCACAUGUAGAACUGCCAUUUUAUAAAUUAUACAUUUAGAACAAAAACUGAUUUUUCAAAUUACCACUGAGAGGUCAAUAUUUUACCAUAUGGACUGUAAUUUGUGUGACAGCCAUGAAUUUUCACUAAUAAAGACAUCAUUUUUGGACUUCACCUAUGACCUUUAAGUAAGGUCAAUACAAUAAAAUUGAGGUUUUCUUUUUUGCCUAAUCCUUUUGUAAACAUAUUUUAAGAAUUAUUCUAGAAUGAAUAAGGCUAACAGAGUAUUUUUCUGCUCUCAUGGAGCAAUAUGAAACAGUUCUUUCAGAUUGCAUUGUUCUAUGAUAUAUUAAAUGUUGUAUUUCAUAAAAACAAUAUUUGUAUAAAUACAUCCUUAUCCUGUAUUUAUAUGUUAUUACAAUCUAUGUUUUCUUGAACAAUGAUGCAACUAAAUGAUAUCAUGGGUCAUGUAAUACAGAACUGUUAUGCACAAUAUACAUUUUAUACAUAAUGCAGAAAACAAAUCUUAUCCGAGACAUUAUGGAUAUGGAUUAGGCUUCUCUCAGCCGUGCUCUUGUUCAUGAAACAUCAUUGUCAGCAAGUGCACUACACAAUUUACUUUUAAUAUAAAAAAACAACACAUACAUGUACUUAUUGUUUUUUAUAACUGCAUACAAAACAUUGCAUAUAGCCCUCCUUCAC
Mya arenaria is the source of this 3802-nucleotide messenger RNA. RefSeq lists its product as uncharacterized. The transcript has 10 exons. The record is from RefSeq and is a predicted model, not a curated record. Lineage: Eukaryota; Metazoa; Mollusca; Bivalvia; Myida; Myidae. Bases 1289 to 2107 code for a protein of 272 amino acids.